ACAGAGUGUACUGUCUCUUUAAAGGCUGUCACUGCUCGCUUCUUGCUAGCCUAGCCUCCCGCUGCUUGCAUUUCUGCAACAAGAUGGCUGUCGUUCCUGAGAGCAGAGUCCUCACUUUCAGCGUUUUUAAAUGGAGCUCUUACUCCUCUACAUAUUUACCCGAGAAUAUCUUGGUGGACAAACCUAAUGAUCAGUCUUCCAGGUGGUCUUCUGAGAGCAACUACCCACCACAGUUUUUAAUCUUGAAAUUGGAAAGGCCGGCAAUUGUUCAGAGCAUCACCUUCGGGAAGUACGAGAAGACUCACGUCUGCAACCUGAAGAAGUUUAAAGUGUUUGGUGGGAUGAGUGAAGAAAACAUGACAGAGCUUUUGUCCAGUGGCCUUAAGAAUGACUACAACAAAGAAACGUUCACCUUAAAGCACAAGAUCGAUGAGCAGAUGUUUCCUUGCAGAUUUGUCAAAAUAGUGCCUCUGAUGUCUUGGGGUCCCAGUUUUAAUUUCAGCAUCUGGUACAUUGAGCUGCACGGUAUCGAAGAUCCUGACGUGGUGCAGCCCUGCCUUAACUGGUACAGCAAGUACAGGGAACAGGAAGCCAUCCGCCUUUGCCUCAAGCACUUCCGACAGCAUAACUACACAGAGGCCUUUGAGUCGCUGCAGAAGAAGACUCGGAUAGCACUGGAGCACCCGAUGCUCACCCACCUGCACGACCGGCUGGUGCUGCAAGGAGACUUUGACGCCUGCGAGGAGCUCAUAGACAAAGCUGUGAGAGAUGGCUUGUUUAACCAGUAUAUCAGCCAGCAGGAGUACAAGCCCAGGUGGAGUCAGAUCAUCCCGAAAUGCAACAAAGGUACAAGCGCCCAAGAAAUCAACCGAGACGACGUGAACAGUGAGACCAUCUUUUCAAGCGACGGCGACGACAACAGGCCGGGGAUGAGGGGAGGACAUCAAAUGGUCAUUGACGUCCAGACUGAGACCGUUUACCUGUUUGGGGGCUGGGACGGCACACAGGACCUGGCUGACUUCUGGGCUUACAGUGUUCAGGAAAACCAGUGGGCCUGCAUCUCCAGAGACACAGAGAAAGAGAGCGGUCCGAGCGCUCGCUCCUGCCACAAGAUGUGCAUCGACUCCCAGCGGCGUCAGAUCUACACGCUGGGCCGCUACCUGGACUCCAGCGUCCGGAACAGCAAGUCCCUGAAGAGCGACUUCUACCGCUACGACAUCGACGCCAACACCUGGACGCUGCUCAGCGAGGACACGUCGGCCGACGGCGGGCCAAAGCUGGUGUUUGACCAUCAGAUGUGUAUGGACUCCGAGAAGCACAUGAUCUACACGUUUGGCGGUCGGAUCCUGACGUGUAACGGCAGCGUGGAGGACAGUCGGACGUCAGAGCCUCAGUUCAGCGGCCUGUACGCCUACCACUGCCAGGCGGGGACGUGGAGCGUCCUGCGGGAAGACUCGUGUAACGCCGGCCCGGAGGACGUCCAGUCCCGCAUCGGCCACUGCAUGCUCUUUCACACUAGAAACCGCUGUCUGUACGUGUUCGGAGGUCAGAGGUCAAAGACGUACCUCAAUGAUUUCUUCAGCUACGACGUGGACGGAGACCACGUCGAGAUCAUAUCGGAUGGCACUAAGAAGGACUCGGGCAUGGUACCGAUGACGGGCUUCACCCAGAGAGCCACAAUCGACCCCGAGCUCAAUGAGAUUCACGUCCUCUCUGGCCUCAGCAAAGACAAGGACAAGCGCGAGGAGAACGUCCGCAACUCCUUCUGGAUCUACGACAUCGCUCGCAACAACUGGUCAUGUGUGUAUAAGAACGAUCAGGCAGUGAAAGAAAACCCCAGCAAGGCUCUGCAGGAGGAGGAGCCGUGUCCACGCUUUGCACACCAGCUGGUCUACGAUGAGAUGCACAAGGUGCAUUACUUGUUUGGUGGAAACCCCGGGAAGUCUUGUUCUCCCAAGAUGCGCCUGGACGACUUCUGGUCCCUCAAACUGUGUCGGCCCUCCAAGGAGUACCUGCUCCGCCACUGCAGAUACCUCAUCAGGAAAUACAGGUUUGAGGAGAAGGCCCAGUCGGAGCCACUGAGUGCGCUGAAAUACCUGCAGAACGACCUUUCACUUACGGUGGACCACACAGACCCCGAUGAGACCAAAGAGUUCCAGCUUCUUCCCUCGGCUCUCUUCAAGUCCGGCUCUGACUUCAUCCCUCUGGGUUUCUCCGACGUAGACCAGACGUACGCUCAGCGGACGCAGCUCUUCGACACGCUCGUCAACUUCUUCCCGGACAGCAUGACUCCGCCCAAGGGCAACCUGGUGGACCUCAUCACGCUCUAGCCCCGCCCCACACCCACCGCCCACCCAAUCACCUCGCUCCCCCUGGACUGACUUCACACCCACCCAUCCACCCACCCGCCCACCCAUGCACCUGAUGGGACGGAGGAGGCAGAGACCAGUUAUUUUUCUAUUCCUGAAGCCUUCUGGUGGGCUCUGACCCUCUGCUGUCCCAGUCUGCAUUACCUGGUGGGGAGGCUCCCCCCCCCCACACACACACACACACACACACACACACACACACACACACACACUAACAACACUGUGGUAUCUGGAUAAAUGAGCCAAACUUGACGACCUGAGGUGUGUGUGUGUGUGUGCGUGUGUUUUUCUCUUUCCCCAACAUAUCCCUUUGUUUGUUUUUUUUCUUGCUGAUGAACACUUCUUGGAGCACGCAAAGCCCCUCUAAACUCUGCCAAACAUCGCUUGUGUUUUUCAUUUUCUCUUGAUCCUCUCCCACCCCCCCAUGAAAUGUUAAGGCCAAAAAAGAGGUUUUGCACGCGUUUGUUUUCAGUCUUUUUUUCAAAUCAAACACUUGAUUUUGUUUUCCUUUUCUGCCCACACAAAACGCCCACACAGUCGACCGCUGGCGUCCAUCCACAUGUUUUGGAGCAAAAACGGAUGAUGAGGUGGUGUCUGUUCAGGCCAAUUGUUGCGAAAAGUUCAGUUCAAAUUCCCCGGUUGUUAAUUUAUUUGAAGACAGGACUGUGUGACAGCGAUACAGGAAACCACUUGCUUCUCCACAGCUACAAGCUCUUCUCUUCUUUGGCUUACAUUUACCGUGAGCCUGUUGUGCAAACUCCUAUGUAAAGUUUCAUGUUGAUGAUUUGGUUAGCUUGCUUUUCUGCGACACAUGCCCCCUAUUUAUGAUUGUGACGCCCAUGCAGAGGCAAAGACAAUGUACUAGUGUUGUAGUAACAAUAGAGGAAUGAUUCUAUGAGAUAAAGUUUAAUAUAUAUCUAAAUAUACCUUUUUUUUUAUAUAUUGGUUUGGGUUGUUAUCCCUCUAAAACUGGCUGGUAAAAAAUUGCAUUUACUACAGGAGACACAAGUGAAGUUAAGUUUCUUUCUUCCUUGGUAGUUAAUGGACUGUGACUUUUGAAUUCUAAGUUGUUCAAUGGUGUACAGAAUAUGUAAAUAAUACACUUAUAGGAAAUGUUUUGGAUUGAACAGAUUGUGUGCUGGAUCGUUUUCUUUCUUGUUCCCCAUGUACAAAUGUCAGGGUCCACAUAGAGUAACUUUCUGGCUCUACAUUCAAUACUCAUUAUACUUAUUGGGAAGGAUUGAAAGCUACUGGUGGCUGUGUGAAUGGAGUCCCGGUGCCAGAAAUCCAGUUUGAUAAUUAGAGUAGGAAAAAAAGGCAUUUUGUGUCAUAGUGUGUUGACAGGGUGUUCCUUCAGUGUGAUGAAUUAUUACUGGGUGAAAUGUUCUUUUUUUUUUUCUUCCUAAAGAUAUCCCAAAUGUCCUUCUGAAUAGAUUUGUGAAGUCGACAGCAGGGUUAAGCAGAACCAGUCUAGCCUCCGCGUCAUCCAUUACAGCCACGUAAUGCACAAAAUGACAGGUAUUAUUCCACUUAUAGCAUGGUUAUUAUUAUUCAAAGGCUUGGUUAUUAUGUCUGAUAGUGACAACAUGAUCCUUGAUUGACUCACACAGGAGGAAUGUGAAACUACUGAUUCGUAGUUCCAACUGUCUGCUAAAUGGAGAAAGGAACACUCAUCACAGAGCUUCCUACCAACACAGAAUGUCUUUCACACUUUUAAGGAACAAUUCUUGCCACGUGUCAAAUAUUAACAAACAUUGAAAUCAUUUUAGUACGUCGCAGGGAAAAGUAUCAGUGGUCUCCAGUGGUCGGUUUUAGAUCUUAAGAGUCACCUGUUUCAACAGCCAAUAGCGAAGUCGGCUUGUAAAAUCAGCUACAAACUAAAAGAAAUAAAAUGGUCCAUUAGUUUUAUUUCUAUCUUACCACAAGCGCCCACGAGCGCAGUAGGUGGUCGAGUGAGCUGAGAGAGGGAGUUAGAACUAAGAAGUCAAUCAGAGAAAGGAAACAUUUUCACUGUACUAGAAAUGCAACCGUAGCGAGCAUCGCACGGUCACUAUCCUCAUUUAUAUCUUCAGCCGCUACAAAUGAUAUCCAGCUAUGAAAAAAGCCUGAAAAGUUGGACAUUAGAGCGCAAGUACAGAGAGUCGUUGCUAUGCAUAUGAUACAGCGUCUCGUUAAGACGCAUCGGUGUGAACUGCCAGGUUUCAGAACGCGGCAGAACGGCGCCUUGCAAGUUACAACUCGUCUUGCAUCUUUGGUCGGAACCGGGGUUAAGCGCGAUGUUUGAGUUUACCGGCAGACAGGUGAGCUAAUGUCAGUUACUGUUGAAAUCCUCCAUGAAGUCGGGGUCUGAUACAUAAGAGUAGCCCUGGAGGAUUGGCGGUCUGGCUGCAGGACCACCUCCCUGCUCACACACCGCUAGUGUUGAGCAGCUGCGUGCUUUUAGACCUCUGCUGUCACUAAAUCUUUGAGGAUGCCGGGGCGUCCAUGUUAACUGGCGCUUACAGUGCGUUCCAUUUAACUCGGGAGCCGCAGCUGGGAAGGACGUCCAAUACGAGUUGAAUGCGUUCCAUUUAACAAGUCAGAUUUUUCAUUGUUUUCAUUAGCUCUAGCCAAGUUAGCCACUGUUAGCAAUACCAGCUGAUAACAACGCAGUACGCUGUUUUGUUGUGCAUACAGAGAGCGUAGCAACAUGUCCACAGAUAGAAGAUGGACAGGGCUGUGUGCGCGACUGAUUUAGUGAGACACAAAUGAGACAGAAGUGCUAAUAACCGUAUGUUAAUACAGCUUACACUUGUUUACACAAGUGUUGGAUUUUGAGCUCGGAAUGGAACGCACUAUUACUGCUCACUAAAAGCCCCACUUGCUCAGUUUUCUUUAUCGUCUUCCAUGACUCUCAGUCAGACACUAACGGGUUGUUUUUCAGUGGAAGUGUGAUCACUAUCAUCCCAUCGUUCAUUGGUCAGGUGGAAUCAACCAAUGAUUCUCUCACAGAACACUACGUCACUCGUCAUCCCUGGCACAUCUGCUACGACUGUUAACCGCAAUUUGUACAUGGUUUGCGUGUAAUAUACGGGGUCAGUCCUAUUUCUCUCUUAUUAAAAAAAAAAAAAAAAAAAUGGUGAAUUUAAACAUCUUUCAUAUUUAACACUAUUUUGGCUUGCGGGUCACAUAAUCAGAGGGGAAUUCAGUGUUUGAGUCACAGAUACAAGUUAACUUGAGUCUAUCUUUUAGUGGCAUUUUAUAGACAAUGAUUUACCUUUUUGUUUUGCACUUAUUUUGAAAUUUAAAGGACCAUACUGGUGUUUUGCGGGUUAAAGGAAUACUUCACCCUCAAAUAAUGUGUAUGUCAAUUACUCACCCUGUGUUACUUUAUAGUAAAUUCUUGGAGAAGAAGAAAGACUCGUUUUUCUCGCAUGCCUCCCUGGACGACGAAGAACAAAAAAUCAUGAGACCUUUCUCCAUUUUUUGGGAAUUUUGUAUCUUAUAAACUUAAUGGUAAAGUAUUCCUUUAAAGGCCAUAUCAUUAAAAGCAAUGCACUGUAAAGGUAAAGCUAGUCUAUGUAACAUGGGAAGUAAAUCUAUCCAUGUCAAACUUGGUUGUUGACACGCUGCUGAAGUGAAAGGCCGGGGGGAAACUACAGUGUGCUUUGGGAUAUGUUUGGCAGUAAUGUUGACGGACUAGUUAGUAGACAUGUGCUUGCUGAUAAUUUGGCUGAGAAGAUCAAUAUCACUCUCAUGUCCGUAUGCUAAGUAUGAGGCUACCGCUAGCGGCCAGUUAGCUUAGCAUCAGAUCUGGAAACGAGGGGAAACGUAUUUCGUCCAGGGCUUUAAAUGAACUUUUUUGAUCACCAGCCAACAAGGCUAGUAGGUUUUAAAAGUUACCAGCCAAUCAGAUUUUUCACGUUCCGUUUUAAGUCUCCUCUGGUUUGUUUGGCGCCAUUCCGUUCGCCUUCUCCAUUUCAGCGUAGCUCGUAAUCGAUACCACACACGCUAGACGCGUAGCCAACGGUUGUACGACACAUCACAACAUGGUGUUCAUGGAAAGUGUAGGAUUAGUACUACAGGCAGUGUUGCCAGAUGAAGAUUGCGUUUCCAAGCCAAACACACACAAAACCGCCCAAAUUUCUUGGCAGAAAAGAGAGCGAGAUCUGGCAACGCUGACUUGUCGUAUCAGUUCUGCAGCCGGCCGAUUCAAACAGACGAGUUAUUUGCUUCUUCAUCAUUGGCCAAAUUGGCUAGUAACUUUACAGUGUUACCCGCCGCCAAAGUGAAUUUUUACCCGCCAAAUUUGGCGGGUUGGCUGGUGUCAAUUUAAAGCCCUGGUUCUGUCCAAAGGUAACACAGACUGUCUGCUAACACCAUAGACUGUAUAUAAGAUAGAAGACGUGUCUCCACUUCCUCCUGCUGUACAAAAGUGAAGCCAAAAUAUCCUGGAGGUGGGUGCUGCCAUCUUGUAAUUUUGGAGCCAUAGUCUGAGCAUACACCUGCUCGACCAAUUGCGCAUUACUCAAAGCUGUCAAUCAUGACGUUUCAGCCCGUUUUUAUAGCAUGAAAUAACUAACCCCCUUCCAGUCUUUAUGCUAAGCUAAGCUAACCACUUGCUGCUUUGUAUUUAACAAACAGGCAUGAUAGUGGUGCCAAUCUCAUCUGAUUAUCAUUCCAACUGUUCCUUUUAAGGGUACAUAGUUUAUGGUAAAAGAGCUGAAAUUUGCUGAGCAAAAAAACUGCAGUAUGGUCCUUUAUGUGUCAGACACGAGCUUCAUAUCUCCUACAAAAUAAAAUGUGAAUGGAAUCGUUUGACGCCAUACGUUGAAUGCACUUCAGGUGGAAUCUGGAGCUGGCGAAUUCAGCCAAGAUGCCUCACUUGCUAUGUCCUGCUUAUUAAAUGUCAUAAUGUGCGUAUGUAUAUUACAACUGAGAACUUUCCAUUAAGUGCACUGUAGUAUAACCUCCAAAACCCCCCUUCAGGCUGUUGUUUACUGUGAUUGUGGGUGCUCUGCUAGUGGACCUACCCUCACUAUAAAUGACGUUGAUGCUGCUGUCUUUCACCGACACUGGAGAAGUUAUUUCAGACAGAUGAGCAUCAGCAGCGAGCGAGGAGCAGCCUGCUACUAAGACCCACUACAUUGGAUUGCCUAAAUUCAUCAGUACGGCUGCGUACCCAAUUUAAUACUUUCUUUAGGCACUGAUCGAAUUACCGUUAAAGCACACGUGUCAAACUCAAGGCCCGCGGACGGAACCUGGCCCUUCGCCGAUUUUGAUUCGUCCCUCCCUAUUAAUUUAGGUCCAAAAUAAAUGUUGGCCCUGCCUAGUUGUGCGCUGAACCAAAAAGACGGGAAACUGUUUUCAAACUCCAGUUAGGCGACUUUUUUGAAAUUUGGCAGCAACCAACCAACUUUGAGACUCAGAAAUUCCCCCAGAAGCAGAGUUGUCAUAUUUAGGCUAUGAAACAGGUUGUCAUUGUUAAAAAAAAAAAAUGUAAUCUUUGAUUUGCUAAACUCUAUGACAGAUAAGGAACUUUUUGCUGACUUUUUUUUUUUUAGGGCUUUAUGUCGACUGAAGUUCGACAAAAGUCAAAAAAUGACCCCAGAAAAGCGACAUGCAAUAAUACAGUCGAAGAUAUUUGCCUAUAUGUAUUUACAAGCAUGUCAGUAAAUGUUACAUGUCUGGCCCUUGAUGUAAUUCUCUUUUCAAACGUGGCCCUCAGUGAAAAUGAGUUGACAUUCCUGCUCUAAAGUAUCGAGAAUCAAAAAAUGCCUCGUCAUUCUAUACCCAAUUUCAACCCCUAAGGAGUAAAUGUCAUCAGCGUCAGUGAGCCAAUAAGCACGCAGCAUGCUUCUACCAAGAUCUGAUCAUGUCUGCGAUUGGCUGUUACGCACAGGGAGCUGAGAAAUAAAUGAAAGAAGUGUGCCGCAAUGUUGUAAUUUCUUUUUGUUUCAUAAAAUUGGUAUCGAAAGUAUUGUUUAGGAACCGGUAUUAAAGUCACGGUAUUGGUGUCGGUACCAGAAUCGGACAUUUUUGAACGAUAUUCAUCAGUCGAGUUCCUCGAUAGGGAUGUUGCUCGAUUGGUACUCCUAAUAUUUGGUUGUUUUUGUUGGAGGAGGAUGGCAUGUGUGUUAUGUGUCUGUUCAUGUUUUUCCCAUGCUUCCGCUGCCCUGAUACCGAAUACAUGGAAACCACCAGGAUGCUUUGAAGUA
This is a messenger RNA of Sander lucioperca (pikeperch), 8566 nucleotides long. It is a transcript of the gene mkln1, whose product is annotated as muskelin 1, intracellular mediator containing kelch motifs. The record is from RefSeq and is a predicted model, not a curated record. Gene Ontology annotation, molecular function: protein binding. Bases 84 to 2330 code for a protein of 748 amino acids. Gene Ontology annotation, cellular component: cytoplasm. NCBI's taxonomy places the organism in Eukaryota, Metazoa, Chordata, Actinopteri, Perciformes, Percidae. The transcript is spliced from 18 exons.